GGUGUCAGUCGCCGCCGCGUUAAUAUUUGUCGGCGCAGGACUCUGGUGCAUGCUAAAACAAAGUUUAAGAACAAUCUAUAAAAAAUAUUCAAAAUAAAUACAAAUUGACGAAAAUAAAUUGGAAAAAAUAUUAAAGCAAUGUCAAGUAGAAAAGCAUCUCACGCUGGAAGUUGGUAUACGGACUCAGCUUCGGAACUUUCACGCCAAUUAGACAAUUGGUUGGGUGCUGCCGCACUUUCACAUGGACCAGCUAGAGCAAUAAUUGCUCCUCAUGCAGGUUAUACAUAUUGUGGAGCCUGUGGUGCUUUUGCCUAUCGGCAAGUUAGUCCAGCUGUAGUUAAACGAAUUUUCAUUUUGGGUCCUUCGCAUCAUGUACGUCUGCGAGGCUGUGCUUUAUCCAUUGCCAAAAAGUGUAAAACCCCACUUUAUGAUCUCAAAAUUGACACUGAAGUUAAUGCAGAACUUGAAAAGACUGGACAUUUUUCGUGGAUGGAUAUGAAAACAGAUGAAAAUGAGCAUAGCAUUGAAAUGCAUUUGCCCUAUAUAGCCAAAGUUAUGGAAGAUUUCAAAGAUCAUUUUACAAUUGUACCAAUACUGGUGGGUUCUUUAAAUCCUGAUCAAGAGGCUUUAUAUGGACGUUUAUUAGCCAAUUAUUUUACGGAUCCACAAAACUUAUUUGUGAUAUCAUCAGAUUUCUGCCAUUGGGGUCAUCGUUUCAAUUAUACAUAUUACGAUAGAGCCUGUGGUCCUAUCUAUAAAUCCAUUGAAAAGUUAGACAAACAAGGUAUGGAUAUUAUAGAAACGCUAAAACCUGAAACUUUUACCGCCUAUUUGCGCGAGUUCAACAAUACAAUAUGUGGUCGUCAUCCUAUUGGCGUCAUGCUUAGUGCAAUUAAAGUUCUUCAAGAACAAGGUUACAAUAUGAGCUUUAAAUUUUUGAAAUAUGCUCAAAGUAGUCAAUGUAAGAAUAUGGAUGAUUCAAGUGUUAGUUAUGCUUCCGGUUCGUUAAUAUUUGAAUGUUAAAAUAUUACUUGGCGCUUUAUUCUACAUGCAUAUUCAUUUUGAUCAAUUUGAUUUUUUUGUAAUUUUUCUUCAGAUAAUCGCAAAACUGUCGAUUGCAAAAUAAAAUGUUAUUGUAAUAUUUUUGAAAAAUACAUAAUGAAAGUAUCCGCUUGCAAAAA
Molecule: messenger RNA, 1181 nt
Organism: Lucilia sericata (common green bottle fly)
Lineage: Eukaryota; Metazoa; Arthropoda; Insecta; Diptera; Calliphoridae
Product: protein MEMO1
Exons: 7
Coding region: 139-1023 (294 amino acids)
Source: RefSeq, a predicted model, not a curated record